CAAACACAUUGAACAAAAAUAUCAGUUUGAGUUUGCUGAAAAUGUUCUACUUUAUUAUUGUAAUAUGUAUUUACUCUCCGCGCAUUAAUGCAGCAUCAACACUUGGUACUGACAUCGCAAGUUUAUAUACAAAUUUAUUUGAAACACAGAACUAUAUGAAGGUUGUGCGUCCGAGUAUCGACCAGACUUUUUCUACGUUGGUAACCAUAGACUUGCACGUUAUUGGAAUAAACGGAAUAGAUGAACUGUCCCAAAAGCUUGCAACGACGGCUUAUUUGUCUGUACACUGGUUGGACCAAUACUUGACAUGGACACCAAUGUUCUACGGUAAUGCAUAUCACAUUAAAGUACCUCAAGAUGAUGUCUGGAAACCAGACCUUACUUUGAAAAAUGGAUUUACCAAACUGACAGAACUUGGAAGCUCAGUGAUAUAUGUUGACGUUCAGAGUACCGGAGAUGUGGGUUGGUAUCCAUUUGAAGUAUUUGAAAGUAAAUGUGAAAUAGACAUAACAUAUUUUCCGUUUGACAGACAAGCAUGUAAUCUUAUAUUUGUGGCAUGGUCAACUAAAAAUUUCUCGAUUGACGUACAAUUAGGAGACAAAGGUGUUGUUUUACAGGAUUACGCUGAUGACAAUGCCGAGUGGACAAUUAUAUCGACUUCAGCAUCUCAAUUGUCUUCAGAUUCGGUACCAAAAGUUACAUUUACAUUAAAUCUCCAACGAAACGCUGGAUUCUAUGUCACAAACAUUAUCGUUCCUGUUAUUCUCCUUGGUAUUCUUAACUUUUUCACAUUUGUACUUCCGGCAGACAGUGGCGAAAAGAUGGGAUAUUCUAUAACCGUAUUUUUAGCGUUUACUGUUUUCCUGACAAUUGUGAGUUCGGAGCUACCGAAAACAUCUGGUUCGAUGUUAGGAUACUAUCUGAUUUUUCAGCUAGGAAUGGGUAUAUUUGUAGUGUGUGCAACUGCCGUAGAAUUGAGACUUCAUCACAAGAAAAGCCCUGUCCCAAAUAUCAUCAGAAAAAUGGUUAAAUGGCAUUGCAAGUUUAAAGGCGUUGAUGUGUGUAAAUCGGGAAAUUGCAAUGGGAACAGAAAUGAAGUCGAACCUUUUGACAAGGAACGGAUGUCGGAAGACGAUAUCAACUGGAUUGAUGUUACUUCUCUCUUCGAUUUUGUUCUAUUUUGGUUUUCCUUUGCACUGAAUCUGAUUGUAACUACCACAAUCAUAGCCAUCCUUGUAUCAUCGAGAAAAUAAAUUCAGAAUGUAUUUAUACGCUUAUUGAUUCAAUAUGUCAAUGCUAUUCUUCUUUUCUAUACAAUGUGACAUUUAUAUGAGUUAUAUAAAUAAUUAGA
Messenger RNA from Mytilus trossulus (common blue mussel), 1351 nucleotides. RefSeq names its product neuronal acetylcholine receptor subunit beta-3-like. Lineage: Eukaryota; Metazoa; Mollusca; Bivalvia; Mytilida; Mytilidae. The coding region runs from base 42 to 1253 and encodes 403 amino acids. Gene Ontology annotation, cellular component: plasma membrane; synapse; neuron projection. Gene Ontology annotation, molecular function: transmembrane signaling receptor activity; excitatory extracellular ligand-gated monoatomic ion channel activity; transmitter-gated monoatomic ion channel activity involved in regulation of postsynaptic membrane potential. Gene Ontology annotation, biological process: nervous system process; regulation of membrane potential; signal transduction. The transcript has a single exon. The record is from RefSeq and is a predicted model, not a curated record.